AAUCAGCUGUAGGGGCGUGGUCUAGCCACAGUUCUUUACUGAGACCGUUCGGCGCCGCUGGUCUCAGUGAAAUCUGAUCUCUGACCCCGGAAACGAAAGAGUCAAUGUCUUCCAAGCAUUUAAAGGGGGAGAGAGUGGUGCAGCUUAAUAUUGCUACAUGAUUACAAGGGCAAAGGACCCCCGAGGUUCCUUCAAGUAGAGGACACUGCCUCCUAAUUGACUCAAACAUGAUGCCCAUCGAUGAUGCGACUGAAAGGGUAUUACACUUCACUCUGGAGAUCAUCUACUUGCUGACAGGAGAGGAUUAUGGUCCUCUGAAGAAACCUGCAGAGGCUGUAAUACCUGAUGCCAAUUCUCCCUUGUCAAGAAAGAAAGGCAGGAACCGAAGCUCCAUGGUGGCGCCUCCACCCCUGAUCCUUGAGGAGAACAAUGAGCAGAAGAUUCUGGAACUCGCCAACAAGAUCAUUGAGCUGCUGACUGGAGAGGUUCCUAUAAGGUGUCAGGAUUUCACUGUCUAUUUCUCCAUGGAGGAGUGGGAGUAUUUAGAAGAUCACAAGGAACUGUACAAGGAUGUCAUAAUGGAGGAGAAACAGACCCUUAUAUCACCAGUUGAAUUAGUUUUUCCUGGAUGCUGUGUGACUCAUAUAAACAGGGAAUAUGUCACCGAGGAUGGAGAAUAUUCCACGGACAAUUCCAUGUUUGCAGCCACAAAUCAUUCACAAGAAGAUCCAUCUCCUUAUGUUAAACGUGAUAUCUUGUGUAGCGAAGGAAAGAAAGACACAACGGACAUGUGCACAGAUCAUACGGAUUAUGUAUCUUUCCUUAUAAAGGAAGAAGGAGUAUUAGGAAUUGAGGAGAAUCCCAGUGACAUUUCUGAACCCAGCAGUCCCAAUGAGCCACAUCCAGCUCAACAUUUAAAGGGGGAAACCAUCUCUUUUGGAGAAAACCUCACAGACAUUGACAUAUGUAUCACUGACCAUACUCAACAAUAUCCAUCUUCUCAUAUUAAUGAGGGGAAAAAUCUAACAAAUGUUUAUUCACCAACCGAACAGCCACAACAAUAUCCAACUUCUAUUAAGGAGGGACCACAAUCCGGUCAACAAGGACAGCGAACUACCAUUUAUGUAACACAAAGUCAUACCUAUUCUACACGUAUGAAAGAGGAACCACUCUCACGUGAUGAUGAAGAAGAGCUCACAGAUGCGGACAUCGAUACACCUUCAGGUCACACACAAGAUCAGUCGCCUUCUGUUAUAGAGGACGAAAUCUCGUGUAACGGAGAAAAUCGCAACACCAAUGUGUAUACCCCAACAGAAUAUGAACAAUAUACACCUGGUCAUACUAAGGAUGGACUGGAACUUUGGUCUAAACCAGAUGUGUUUUCUUUUUCGUGCUCGGAAUGCGAUAAAAGUUUUCAUUGUAAAUCUGAACUUCUCAUGCAUCUACCAGUCCACUCUGGGGAUAAGCCUUAUAAUUGUUCUGUAUGUGGUAAAUGUUUUACCAACCUUUCCUAUCUUAUUACACAUGGGAAAAUCCAUGCAGGAGAGAAGCGUUAUUCUUGUCCCGAUUGUGGAGUAUCUUUCACCAGAAGCUCAAACCUCAAGGCCCAUAAGAGGAAACACACUGGAGAGAAACCCUAUGUAUGUCCUGAUUGUGGAAAGUCUUUUUCCAGUAACUCCAACCUCAAUGCCCAUAGGAAGAGACACACCGGAGAGAAGCCAUAUUCUUGUCCUGACUGCGGGAAGAGUUUUAUCAAUAGAUCACAUCUUGUGGUACAUCAAAGAACCCACACGGGAGAGAAGCCGUAUACUUGCCCUUUAUGUAUUAAAUGUUUCUCCAACACAUCUGACCUUGCUAAACACCGGAAGAUCCAUAACAAAAAACCCUAUUACUGCAGUAAAUGUGGGAAGUGUUAUAAAAGUAACCCAGAUUUUCAUAACCAAAAACUACAUAUAUGUCAUUCAUAAAAAUUCCAAAAUGGAAGUGGUAAAUGGUUUUUGCCUAGAUAUCAUAGUCUUAUCAAGGAAGGAGCUUCUUUCUACCUGAUAGGUAAAGAACUAUCUGUAAGUUGCCUAGUGGCGAUUGGAAAGAGAAGCAACAACUGCUUUGAGCACAUUUCUACCUCAAAAAUGUGGUUGUCACUCUUGACAUCCAGUUGUUUCAAAACUACAACUCCCAGCAUGCCCGGACAGCCGUUGGCUGUCUGGGCAUGCUUAGAGUUGUAGUUUUGCAACAGCUGGAGGCACCCUGGUUGUGAAACACUGCACUAAUGUAAUCCAUAUUUACCUAUGUACAUGAAUGGGUUGCAUGCUUAUCAUGUCUGUAUACAUAAGUUACAGUAAUGUCUUAUCAUGUCUGUAUACAUAAGUUACAGUAAUGUCUUAUCAUGUCUGUAUACAUAAGUUACAGUAAUGUCUUAUCAUGUCUGUAUACAUAAGUUACAGUAAUGUCUUAUCAUGUCUGUAUACAUAAGUUACAGUAAUGGCCGUAAAUGUUGGCACCCCUGAAAUUUUUCUAAAAAA
Molecule: messenger RNA, 2522 nt
Organism: Hyla sarda
Lineage: Eukaryota; Metazoa; Chordata; Amphibia; Anura; Hylidae
Product: oocyte zinc finger protein XlCOF7.1-like
Exons: 5
Coding region: 228-1967 (579 amino acids)
Biological process (GO): regulation of transcription by RNA polymerase II
Molecular function (GO): DNA-binding transcription factor activity; RNA polymerase II cis-regulatory region sequence-specific DNA binding
Source: RefSeq, a predicted model, not a curated record